GGCGGAUUUGGGCGGGAGGGCGCAAGCGCUUCGCGGGAUGCGCUGUGGCGGCGGGUGGCCGGGACCCUCGACACUCCACGGAAGGAACCGCGAGCUUUUACGCGGAAUCAGGAGCCGGUGUAACCCCCGGCGGUGCGCCCCGCCCGGGCGGGCGCCAUGCAUUGCGAGGUGGCAGAAGUGCACUCAGACAGGAGGCCGAAGGAGGCCCUUGGUGCUCCGGUCCCCGGCCGAGGGCCCGCAGGCCUCGACACGCACAUGUCCUUCAGGGUCACCGUGAGUGGCGGCGGCUGCGGGGAUGGGGACCCGCGUGACCUGCUGCCCCGGCCGCCUGCACCGCCGCCAUACGCACACGACCUCCUCCGGCCUCGAAGCCCCCGGGACUAUGGUCUGUCCAAGACCGCCGCUGUCGGGAAGGUGAAUGGGAGCUACAGCCACUGCACCCCAGGCUCAGAGAAGAGUCUGCUGGACCUGGACCUUGCUGAGGGUCCCACCUGCCACCAGGCCCUGUUUCUCCCUGCAGGAACCCUGCCAGCCCGGGGCCACCCUCCAGCCUGCGAGAGGCUGCUGCAUUUCCCCCACCCUAGCAGGUCACCCCAAUCCCAGGCCACAUAUGUGAAUGGCAGCCUCCCGGCCACACAGCAUAUCAAGCAGGAGUCCCUGCCUGACUACAGGACCAUGACAGAAGCUUGCGCCCCCCAGUCUGCCCACUGUCGGGCCCUGCCAGUGACCGACCUACACACAGACCUGGACCUCCCAGGCAGAGGCCUCUCCAACCCUGCACCUUCCUGCUACCUUCUGGGCAGUGAACCCAGCUCCAGCCUGGGCCCCCAGCUUGAUGCCCAUCUCUCUGAGGACAGCCUGAAGCGCUGCUGCCUCUUGGGCCUGCCCCCGGCCUCCUCAGCUGCCUCCUCACCAUGUGCUUCCUCUGACGUCACCUCCAUCAUCCGCUCCUCCCAGACAGCUCUAGUCACCUGCAUAAAUGGACUCCGGAGCCCCUCUCUGCCAGGAGACCUGGGGGGCCCUCCCAAGAGGGCCCGACGCAGCCCUGCAACCAUGGAGAGCCGCGAGGGCAGUUUGCAACUUGAAGCCUGCCGAAAGGCUGGCUUCCUGAAGCAGGAGCCUGAGGACGAGUUUUCAGAUCUCUUUGGUCCUCUGCAGCAGGGCUUGCCGCCCCCAUACCCACUGUCUCAGUUGCCACCUGGCCCUGGCCUUGGAGGGCUGGGGCUGGGCCUGGCAGGCAGGAUGGUGGGCAGGCGGCAGGCCUGCCGUUGGGUGGACUGCUGUGCAGCCUAUGAGCAGCAGGAGGAGCUGGUGCGGCACAUCGAGAAGAGCCACAUCGACCAGCGCAAGGGGGAGGACUUCACCUGCUUCUGGGCAGGCUGCGUGCGCCGCUACAAGCCCUUCAAUGCCCGCUACAAGCUGCUCAUCCAUAUGAGGGUGCACUCGGGGGAGAAGCCCAACAAAUGCAUGGUGAGUUCCCAAGGCCACCGGGUCACACUGCAACCUAACCAGAAAAGCAGCACCACCUCACUGCCCUGGAAGAGGGCCACCUGGGUCUCCUUACCUGUCUGA
Manis javanica (Malayan pangolin) is the source of this 1572-nucleotide messenger RNA. The record is from RefSeq and is a predicted model, not a curated record. Lineage: Eukaryota; Metazoa; Chordata; Mammalia; Pholidota; Manidae.